Molecule: messenger RNA, 740 nt
Organism: Ricinus communis (castor bean)
Lineage: Eukaryota; Viridiplantae; Streptophyta; Magnoliopsida; Malpighiales; Euphorbiaceae
Product: universal stress protein A-like protein
Exons: 4
Coding region: 107-616 (169 amino acids)
Source: RefSeq, a predicted model, not a curated record
UGAAGUUCUAGUGUAAACAAAUAAAACUCUCUUUUAUAUCUUCAGUAAACCCUUUACCACUCUUCGUCCACCAAACAAAAUCUCCAGGUCUCAUCUAACCCUGAAAAUGGAAGAGGUAGUAGUAACAGCAAAUGGAGAAGAAGCUGAGAGGAAAGUGAUGAUCGCCAUUGAUGAAAGCGAGUAUAGUCACUAUGCACUGAUGUGGGCACUUGAUAAUCUGAAAGAAUCACUCACAAAAUCACCUCUUUUUAUCUUCAUGGCACAGCCUCCUGCUAGAAACAUCAAUUUUCCUGCUAAUUUCGGCUCUGCUCGCAUGUACUGUGCCGUUUCAACUGAUUAUGUUGACUCUGUCAAAGAUAAAAACAAGAAGCUGGCGUUGGCAUUUCUUGAGAAAGCUAAGGAAAUUUGUGCUAGUAGAGGAGUGGAUGCAGAGAUAUUGACAGAGGAAGGAGAUCCUAAAACAACUAUAUGCAAUGUAGUUCAAAAGCUAAAUAUCAGUAUGCUUGUUUUAGGGGAAUGCGGCCUUGGGAAAAUCAAAAGGGCCAUAAUAGGAAGUGUAAGCAGUUAUUGUAUUCAAUAUGCAAAGUGCCCUGUUCUGGUUGUGAAGAAACCCUAAGUACACUAUGUUACAAAUUUAAAAUUAAACAACAAGUCCUUGCAUUUUCAGAUGUCGUUUGACAUGAUGGCGGAUGUAAAUUAUCUAUGUUAAGAAUUCUAUAAUUUCAAAGUGUUUUAACUUA